AUGCCGCCCGGAGCGGGCAAGGAUCAGGACAAGGACAAGGUAAGCUCGAUCACGAGGCUGUCUCGCUCACAAUAUCAGAAGAAGCCCAAGUGGGAGCCCCCUGUCCCUACUCGUGUUGGAAAGAAGAAGAAGCGCGGUCCCGACUCGGCGUCUCGUCUUCCCGCCGUCUACCCGACGACGAGAUGUAAGCUCAAGAUGCUCAAGAACGAGAGGAUCAAAGACUACCUGUUGAUGGAGGAAGAGUUCGUCGUGAACCAGGCCGCGCACUCCGGAGAAGACCGGACGGCGGCGGACAGGAAAGGAGUUGACGACCUGCGUGGUUCACCGAUGGGAGUCGGAACGCUCGAGGAAAUUAUCGACGACGACCAUGCGAUCGUCUCGUCGGGCAACGGACCCGAGUUCUAUGUCGGAAUCAUGUCCUUCGUCGACAAGGACCUGCUCGAGCCUGGAUGCUCGGUUCUCCUUCACCACAAGACGCACGCCGUUGUUGGUGUUCUCGCCGACGACACUGACCCGAUGGUCUCGGUCAUGAAGCUCGACAAGGCGCCAACGGAGAGUUAUGCCGACAUUGGUGGUCUUGAGACGCAGAUCCAGGAGAUCAAGGAGUCGGUCGAGCUUCCGCUCACGCACCCGGAGCUGUACGAGGAGAUGGGUAUCCGCCCGCCCAAGGGUGUCAUUCUCUACGGUGUGCCCGGUACUGGAAAGACGCUGCUCGCGAAGGCUGUUGCGAACCAGACGUCGGCGACCUUCCUGCGUAUUGUCGGUUCGGAGUUGAUUCAGAAGUACCUCGGAGACGGACCAAAGCUCGUCCGUGAGCUGUUCCGUGUCGCGGAGGAGAAUGCGCCGAGUAUCGUGUUCAUCGACGAGAUCGACGCCGUCGGAACGAAGCGUUACGACUCGACAAGUGGAGGAGAGCGAGAAAUCCAGCGAACCAUGCUUGAGCUGCUGAACCAGCUCGACGGUUUCGACGAGCGCGGAGACGUCAAGGUCAUCAUGGCCACGAACCGUAUCGAGUCGCUCGAUCCCGCUCUUAUCCGUCCAGGACGUAUCGACCGCAAGAUUGAGUUCCCUCUUCCCGACACGAAGACGAAGCGACACAUCUUCAAGCUUCACACGUCGCGCAUGUCUCUCGCGGACGAUGUCGACCUCGAGGAGCUCGUCAUGACCAAGGACGACCUUUCUGGAGCCGACAUCAAGGCCGUGUGCACGGAGGCGGGUCUGCUUGCGCUUCGUGAGCGCCGCAUGCGCGUCACGAAGGAGGACUUCACGACCGCGCGCGAGAAGGUCCUGUACAGGAAGGACGAGAACACUACUCAUGAAGGAGUACAAGGACCUGACGGCGGACCCGAUCAACGACACGCUAACGGCGGGUCCAGUGAGCGAGGACAACAUGCUCGAGUGGGAGGCGCUGAUCCAAGGUCCGGAGGGGACGCCAUAUGCGUGUUUGCCGCCAAGCUCUACUUUCCCUCCGACUACCCGCUGAACCCGUUCAAGAUGGUCUUUGACCCGCCUCUGCUGCACCCGAAUAUCUACCCCAACGGCAACGUGUGCAUUUCGAUCCUGCACCCGCCCGGAGACGACCCGCUGCGGUACGAGAGCGCGAACGAGCGCUGGUCCCCCGUCCAGGGCGUGCGUUCCGUCCUCCUGUCUGUGCUCUCCAUGCUCGCCGAGCCCAACAUUGAGUCUGGCGCCGACAUUGAGUGCUGCAAGCUGUACCGUGAGAACAAGCCUGAGUUUGAGCGCCGCGUCCGCGAGCAGGUCCGGUCACUCCUGGGUCUGUAA
Trichosporon asahii var. asahii CBS 2479 is the source of this 1782-nucleotide messenger RNA. Its product is annotated as endopeptidase. The coding region runs from base 1 to 1782 and encodes 593 amino acids. Gene Ontology annotation, cellular component: proteasome regulatory particle, base subcomplex. Gene Ontology annotation, biological process: proteasome-mediated ubiquitin-dependent protein catabolic process. The record is from RefSeq and is a predicted model, not a curated record. NCBI's taxonomy places the organism in Eukaryota, Fungi, Basidiomycota, Tremellomycetes, Trichosporonales, Trichosporonaceae. Gene Ontology annotation, molecular function: ATP hydrolysis activity; ATP binding; proteasome-activating activity. The transcript has 5 exons.